AUGCAGGCCCGAGUGAUGCUGGAACGAGGAGUGCCACCACCGAUGCAUUCUAGGCUGGUGGCUGUGUUGGGACCAAGCUUGAUGGACAUCCAACUGAUAGAGUCGGCAAUCGUUUCCACGGAGUCCCAAAUGCUUAAGGUGUGCUAUGCGCAGACUUUUGCUGCGCUAGGCAGAAGAGGAGACGUGAUUGCACAGGAGGAGCUCAAUGGAUCAAUGGCAUCAGCGAAAGAUUUGGCUUUUGUGCUGGUGGACGAGAUCAGCAGGAAUGGGUUCAAGGCCAUCCAAGGGCACUUCUUGUGGAAAGAAGUAGUGAACCAGUACGAGGAAGGAGCUGCCAGGGCUGCUAUUGAUCCGUUUACCAUGGAGCCGCUUGAAGAGGAGCCGGCGGUAGUCGCCCGGACAGGUUGA
Molecule: messenger RNA, 408 nt
Organism: Sphaeroforma arctica JP610
Lineage: Eukaryota; Ichthyosporea; Ichthyophonida
Exons: 1
Coding region: 1-408 (135 amino acids)
Source: RefSeq, a predicted model, not a curated record